Molecule: messenger RNA, 1504 nt
Organism: Amaranthus tricolor (Joseph's coat)
Lineage: Eukaryota; Viridiplantae; Streptophyta; Magnoliopsida; Caryophyllales; Amaranthaceae
Product: GDSL esterase/lipase At4g01130-like
Exons: 5
Coding region: 51-1187 (378 amino acids)
Molecular function (GO): hydrolase activity, acting on ester bonds
Source: RefSeq, a predicted model, not a curated record
AUAUGGUAUACAAAUACAAUUACUUGUAUUAAUACAACACACCCUCAGUAAUGGGUUUUGCAUUGGUGGUUGUGGUGGUGGUGAUGGCGGGUUUUGGUGGUUUGUUAUGCGAAUGUAAAUGUGAAAUAAAAGGAAUAUUCAAUUUUGGUGAUUCGAAUACUGAUACUGGUGGUUUUUUUGCUGCAUUUCCACCACAGAAGAAGCCUUUUGGUAUGACUUAUUUCAACAAACCUGUUGGUAGAGCUACUGAUGGAAGGGUUAUUGUUGAUUUCUUAGCACAAGCAAUUGGGAUACCAUUUCUAAGCCCUUACUUAAAGUCAAUUGGAGGGGAUUAUAGACAUGGAGCAAACUUUGCAACAGCAGCAUCUACUGUAAGGCUACCAAACACUUCUUUAUUUGUUACUGGAGUUAGCCCCUUUUCUUUGGGUAUUCAGCUAAACCAACUCAAGGAGUUACAAUCUAGGAUUCUUGAUCAUUCUUCUCUUGAAGUAUCAACCCCUUUACCUUCAAUGAGCACAUUUGGUAAAGCACUCUACACAUUCUACAUUGGCCAAAAUGAUUUUACUGGAAAUUUAGCAUACAUUGGAAUUAGUGGAGUGAAGAAAUACCUACCUGAAGUUAUUUCUCAGAUUACCUCUACAAUCAAGGAAGUAUAUGGCAUAGGAGGAAGAACAUUUUGGGUACUAAAUCUAGCACCAAUUGGUUGCUACCCAGCAUUCUUGGUAGAGCUUCCACACGAAACCUGGGAUUUGGAUGAAUUUGGGUGCAUGAUCUCCUACAACAAUGCAGUGAUAGAUUACAAUAACAUGCUCAACAAGGCACUCCAACAAACUAGGGAUGUUCUUCCAAAUGCUUCCAUUGUCUAUGUUGACACUCACUCUGUCUUACUUGACCUCUUCCACCAUCCUUCAUCUUAUGGUAUGAAAUACGGAACUAGAGCAUGUUGUGGACAAGGUGGUGGGCCCUACAAUUUCAACCCCCAAGUAUUUUGUGGGAAUUCCAAGCUCAUAAAUGGAAGCACAUUAACAGCAACAGCUUGUGAAGACCCUAACAACUAUGUAAGCUGGGAUGGAAUACAUGUGACUGAGGCAGCAAAUAAGAUUGUUUCCUUAGCCAUUCUUAAUGGAUCUUGUUUUGAUUCACCUUUCCCUCUUCAUCAUAUUUGUGAUCUCAAACCCAUUGGAUGAUCAGCUAAUCUUGUAAGCUAGAGACCGUCAUGAGCCGAUCUUAAAGCAAGGAGUUCAUAUGUUAAUAAUUGUAUUACUUGGACUAUUUAAAUCCAUAUAUGAGGAGUGUCUCACGAUUAGACCGUCUCACACAAAAACUUGUGUUGGAUGAUAAUUUUAAGGUGACUAGCAACAGACUAGCCCUACUUUAUGAAUGCACACGGUCCAAGUUGGUUUGAUAUAAUACUAAAAUCAAACAAGAUUAGAAAUUCUAAUUUGGAAAUUUUACGGACUAGAUCAGAGCAAAACUAACCGAAUCGAACUAAAUUUUUCUACUA